AUGGUCUAUGAGCUACUGUUAUUGCUUCCCGCGGAAGCACGCAUGGAUGCUCACGAUAAGUCGAGGGAGGUGUCCUUUGUGGCUUGGACGACGUGGCUUCAGAGGAAGUAUGGCAGAGCGACGGUGCCGAUCUACAGUACGAUGAUGAUGGAUCGGGGUAUGGAAUCCACGAGGGCUAGACAGUAUCGAGUGCUGUUCAAGUCAUGCGGCGUCGAGCACUUGCGCAAGGAGUGUCCGUACAGGGGCGUGUACUGUAGGAAGUGUGGGGUGAAAAGUCAUCUAGCGGCUGUGUGCCAGGCAAUACCGAUUAGGGAUGGAUAUGGCGGAGGGGACGCAGGCUACUUCCGGCCGAACCCUAAAGGCGGAUACGCUUUGGAUGUUGCACCGAAGCACAGAGCGCAGAAAUACGCAGCCGCCGGAGCAAUCAUCCCGGAUGCGGAAGAGGAUACCCAGCGACAGUCACGACGGGCUAAAGAACGAAGAGAGGCGAAACGAGGCUCUAAUAACCCGCCAGGCCGUGAGAAGGCGGUAGGACUAGUAGGGGUAGAGGAUAUGAGCAGGAGUGAACUACUAGAGUUGAUUCAGACACGACCUUGGGAGCGAAAUGGCGUGGACGCGAUUGGCGGCGAAGAGGAGCUAACCGCACAGGAUUUUUAG
Molecule: messenger RNA, 657 nt
Organism: Gregarina niphandrodes
Lineage: Eukaryota; Apicomplexa; Conoidasida; Eugregarinorida; Gregarinidae
Exons: 1
Coding region: 1-657 (218 amino acids)
Source: RefSeq, a predicted model, not a curated record